This is a messenger RNA of Adineta steineri, 2097 nucleotides long. Lineage: Eukaryota; Metazoa; Rotifera; Eurotatoria; Adinetida; Adinetidae. The record is from the annotation of a GenBank genome assembly.
AUGUCAACAAAUAGUUUACGUAUUCGUUGUCUCUCAUUGAAAGAUGCUGAUAAUCAGCCAAUCUCAAAUAUAUUAUUCUAUGUGAAAAAAUUAGCACAAAUACCAACAUCAGCUGAACCUACAAUAAAACUAAAAGAAAAAGAUUCGAAAUUAUCUAUUGUUCUUGCUUGUAAUGAAACAUUUGAUAUGUUAGCAGAUGAUGAUUUUUGUCAAAUAUUAUUUAUUAAUUCGAAUUCAAAAACAGAUGUAUUUGCUGAUCUUACAUUACAACGUAAUGAUCUUGUAGAUGAAUAUACGAUUAAUUCAUCAUAUCAUAAAAAUCAUCAACCAGAAUUGAUUUGUAGUGUUGAUGUAGAUAAAAAUUAUAUAUUUCAAUUUAGUCUUCAAUUAGUUGAAAAUUCUGUUAAAGAAAAUAAACGUAAUCGUAAAAUAUCAACUAAUCAAUUAAUUCGAGGUCAUCUUAUGCUAGUUAAACAAUUUAAUAAACCUGUUUCAUGUGCUAUAUGUAAUAAAUUUAUUUGGGGAAUCUAUCAUCAAGGUUAUGAAUGUUCAUAUUGUUUAUUUGUUACACAUCGAAAAUGUCGUCAAAAUAUACCUUUCGAUUGUCAACAAUCAAUCAAUUCUAAAUCUAAUCUAAUAUCGAAAAAUUAUCAAUGUGAAUCUGUAAGUUUACAUCGAUUUAUACAAUAUCGAGCACCAUUUGUUCAAUCGUUAAUAUCUCGUGAACAUAAACAUUGUAAUCAUUGUGGUUCACAAGUAUUACGACAUGCUCUGAAAUGCAUACAAUGUCAUUUUAUUAUUCAUAAACAUUGUGAACAACAUGUUCCAUCCAUGUGUAGUAUACCAUAUAUGUUAAUUGGAAAACGAGCUAACACAGAAUCCUCAAGAUCAGAAAUCACAUCAACAAUUUCAAAUGAACCUGAAAUAAGUAAUAUUAUAAGUUCACUACGUAGAUAUUCUACUACUUCAUCAAUCAGUUUUCCACCUUUAAAUUUAUUGUUGAAUGAGAACGUAAUUUCAUUACCAAAAUUUUCCGAUUUUAAAUGUAUUGGUUGUCUUGGCAGUGGUCGUUUUGCGAGUGUAUAUUGUGUUCAACAUAUUCCAUCAGAAAAAUAUCUUGCAAUUAAAGUUAUUGAUGGUUUAGUUGAAUCGGCACGACAACAAUUUGAAGUUGAACGACAAAUUUUAUAUCGUUUUAGUGAUAGAAAUCCUUAUAUGAUUAAAGCGUAUUGUUCAUUUCAUCAAGGUAGUAAAUUAUUUCUUGCUAUGGAAUUUGUUGAUGGUGAUACAUUACAUGAUAAAAUUCAUAAAAAACGUAUGAAUGAAAAUGAAAUUAGAUUUUAUCUAGCAGAAAUUAUAUCUAUCAUACAAUAUUUACAUGCCAAUGAUAUUAUUUAUCGUGAUUUGAAACUUGAACAUAUAAUUGUAAAUUCUUCAGGUCAUAUACGUCUUGUUGAUUUUGGAUUAGGACGAAUAUUAAGAACUUCUGAUGAAAUGUGUCAUACAAUUUGUGGUACACGUGGAUAUUUAGCACCCGAGGUUCGACUUUUAGAACAAAAUUUAACAAAAGAUGGUUAUAGUUAUUCUGUUGAUUAUUGGGCACUUGGUAUGAUAUUUGCCCAAAUGUUAUGUGGUGAACAAUUCGAUUUUCAUCCUCAAUUAUCAUCAGAUAAUAAUAAUGAAAUAGGCUAUCAAUCAAUUAUUGAUGAAAAUUUACAAUUAUCUCGUGAUAUUAGUCCAGAAGCUCGAGCAUGUCUUAAUGGUUUACUUGAAAUUGAUCCAAAAAAACGUUUUGGUUCGCCAAAUUCACCACACGGAUCUUUGCGCGAACAUCCAUUUUUUCAUGUUAGACAAAAAAUUAAUUGGCAAGAAAUUGAUGAAGGUCUAUUUAAAUCUCUCUAUAAUAAACAAUCAAUUAUACGAAUUAUUUCUGAUAUGCCCGAUGAUAUACCAUUUCCAAGAUUAUUAUUUGAUCGAAGUAUUCAAGCUAAAAAUAGUUGGAUAAAUGCUGGAAAAUCAACAUGUCUUCCGAAUGAAGAAGAACAAUUUAAAUUAUUUGAUCAUGUAAAUCAAUCAACUUGGUAUGAAUUUAACUAG